Molecule: messenger RNA, 264 nt
Organism: Rotaria sordida
Lineage: Eukaryota; Metazoa; Rotifera; Eurotatoria; Philodinida; Philodinidae
Source: the annotation of a GenBank genome assembly
AUGACAUUAGGUAGUUUGGCUUUAAUUAUACCUUAUCUUAAACAACUUGAACAUAUAUCAAUUGAUUCAUAUUCAUAUCCAGAUAAUUUUUUUGAAUUAAUUACAAAAACAUCAUCAUCAAUUAAAUCAUGUUAUUUACUUGGUUUAGAAAUUCAAGAAGAAUUAUUAUUUCAAUCAAAAAUUGAAUAUCUUACAGUAACAAUUGAAUAUAUAGCAUUACUUCUCAAUUUUAUUAGCUGUAUUUCCUCAAUUAAAAUAUCUUAA